Messenger RNA from Diachasma alloeum, 2056 nucleotides. Its product is annotated as transcriptional activator cubitus interruptus. Bases 1000 to 1533 code for a protein of 177 amino acids. Gene Ontology annotation, cellular component: nucleus. Gene Ontology annotation, biological process: regulation of transcription by RNA polymerase II. The record is from RefSeq and is a predicted model, not a curated record. NCBI's taxonomy places the organism in Eukaryota, Metazoa, Arthropoda, Insecta, Hymenoptera, Braconidae. The transcript is spliced from 2 exons. Gene Ontology annotation, molecular function: DNA-binding transcription factor activity, RNA polymerase II-specific; RNA polymerase II cis-regulatory region sequence-specific DNA binding.
UUCAGUGGAUAGUCUCUUAACUUCAUUGCUCUCCUCUACUAUCUCCUCAAUAUUCUUAGUUUUGCUCAACGCUUCUUGACAACUGGAACUACUCUAUUUACGAUAGUGUGAAAUUCCUAAACGCUCUGCAACUUUGUAUUACCUUUUCAAGUAAUACUACUGAUGUCCUCAACUUGACGUAAUCAAAAUGAUUUCGACAUAUUCCUAACAGGGGAUAAUCCCUCAAGUACAGAAUUUUGUGAAUUUGAAUAAAAUAAGACAAGUUGGAGGAAGUUUUACCUGUGGAAUAACGUAGAAACUUCUAGUUCAAGUGCUGCGAAGAUUCUAUUGGGUUCGGGUGAAGAGUGCGAUAAAUUAGCGAACCUGUUUUAUGAGAAAAUUAGUUACCGGCCUAGUGAUGUUUUCCAUCGAGUACAGCAAGCAAUUCCUGAGCUACCGUAUACUCAAGUCCAAUCGUUUCAAAUAUAUCUGACGAUACGAACUCGGACUAAGUUUUGUCUUUUCAAAUUUGUUUAAAAUUUUAACGUGUUACUGUGGUGUCAUCGGUGCCAUCGUGCGGCCGUGUGACUUGUUGUCACUGCAGUUUGGCUCAGGAAAUAAGGACGGAAAUAGAAAUAAUUUGGGGGAUAAUUUCGAGGAAUUUUGGAGUAAUUGAGGACGUUGGAUACUACGCAAGGUCCAUAUUGAGAUAAUUGGUCGAGACCUGGAAAGUCUUAGGCCUAUGAGUCGUUCUUGAACUAAAAAAACUCCUCCUGAAAAUCAUAAUAAUUCAAUUAAUUAUACUUGCCAGUCAACGUUAUUCCAUGAAUUCAGCAACAUAUUACUAAAGAGGCGCGAAAACAGACCAACCCAUUGCAAACAAAGGUUGGCUGUAUGAGCGCAUGGAUAAUUCGGAUUGCUACUCAUUCAACGAACAAAUUUUAAAAAAAUUGACCUGAACGAGUUUGAUGAAAUUUCUAAAAACUUUUUUUUGCAGUAUAUUGUAAGAUUUCUAUUGAAAUGAUUGUUUACGUUCCUGGCAGAAUGCCAACUCACAUUCGACCUUACGGCGUGGCUCGUUACCCGGGCACUCUGCUGGGGACUGGACCUAGCUACUAUAGCCCGACACCUGUUGACAUCGUCACUACCCACGUCACGGGCAGGGGUUUAUCCUUAGGUAAUCUGAAUCUCUACCAGCCAGCUCUGGAUCUUCUGAUUUGGCCGCGGAGGAUGCCGGUUGAGGAAGAACUUGAUCGAUCACCGAAUAUGCAUACUGAUUUGGGGGCAUUAGCAAAUUUUGCAAGUGUUGGUCCACCUAGUCCAGUUCACAGCGACUCCGAUGCAUCCAAUUCGAGUCUUGAGCUCAGCAAGAUCAGGAAAGGAGAGAAUGGUCAGCUAAAAUGCAGAUGGCUAAACUGUGGAAAAUGGUUUACAUCGAUGGAGCAGUUAUCAGAUCACGUGGCUCGACUUCAUGCGGCCGCUGGGCGAGACAAGUUGUUCUACUGCGGAUGGGAAGGGUGUUUACGAGGCGAUCGUGGUUUUAAUGCUAGGUAAUUAAUUUAUGAGCAUUUACGAUAUUAAUCAGAAUUCAAUUUCAAUUUUUUUCAACAUUCUAUACAUUCCAUGUAAAUUUCUAAGGUUUGUACUUAAUGGUAGAAAGGUCCUCAUCAAAUUUAUAUUAGUAAAAGAAUCUGACAAUUCUUUUAUUAAAAUAAAGUUAAUUCUUUAUCAAUAAUAACCACUCAAUCUAAAUCGAGCCUUCAAUUAACAGCUCUCUAUCCGUGCCUAGGUGAACUACAUCAAAUGUAUCGCAUGUCAAGAAUAUCGAAAAACAAAUAUAGAACACAAAAAUGAAGACAAUCCAUCAGUACACUGAAAAAAAAAUAUAAUUCUGCCAAGCAAAUAUGUUUGAGACAAGAAUUUAUUAGGGAAAUUUCGGGUAUUUAGUUGUCUGCAACAUAUUUGCAGAAUUAUAUUUUUCUUCUCAGUGUAACGCGCUAUUUCUUGAGAGAGACUUUCUCUCUCAAGAAUUUUCAAAGUAUACCUUACAAUUGGAAAUAUACCUUAAAAUUGGAAA